This is a messenger RNA of Exophiala bonariae, 3513 nucleotides long. RefSeq lists its product as uncharacterized. Gene Ontology annotation, molecular function: phosphorelay sensor kinase activity. The transcript has a single exon. Gene Ontology annotation, biological process: phosphorylation; phosphorelay signal transduction system. NCBI's taxonomy places the organism in Eukaryota, Fungi, Ascomycota, Eurotiomycetes, Chaetothyriales, Herpotrichiellaceae. Bases 1 to 3513 code for a protein of 1170 amino acids. The record is from RefSeq and is a predicted model, not a curated record.
AUGCUCUUGGGUCACGGUUUAGAUACCAUCACACUUGAAGCUGCGCUGAAAGCUGAUCCGCGACCGGGCUUCAUUGUUGAUACCAACCACGCGUCACGAAAUACGCCACUUCAGCCAAUAUUCUGCAAUGAAGCUCUCCUUGGAAAUCUGUCACUACACAGUGCGAUCAGAGGGUCCUUAAACAAUGACUCUUCCCGCCACUUUCAAAGAUGGGUCCUGGAGGGUGAUCAACCGAAUCUUGAUUAUUCUGGGACAACCUGGACGGCCUACACUUUACAGCAGCGAUAUCGGAUUGUUUCUGCCAACACCUGUCGACACAGAUCAAAGUCAUCUUUCAGAUCGAAAGGGCUCUCGGAUCCCCGCGUUUCAGCUCGCGACCAUUUCCAGGAAACCACAGCUACAGCGGUAGACGAUGCAGACGAGCAGAUACUCAGCAUUCGUAGCACGCGCGGCGAGCCCAAGCUGCCAUCAUCUCUGGGAGAUACCAAACUUGACUUCUCGCUUGAGGAGCCUUCGUUAAAGUGCACGGAUUGGACAGCCGCGGAACCAGUAGGAGCGCUCACGCCUCAUGAGAUAUUCGCUCGCAAUAUCGAUUGGGCGUCAACGCCUCUCGGGCCUAUGUCAAGCUGGGAUCCUAUCUUUCGAGAACUGGCCAACCUCGUCAUGCGAAAUCCGCAUCCUUGUACGCUAGUAUGGGGCGAGGAGCUCACUAUGGUUUACAAUGACCCGUACCGGAUUGAGGUUGCUGGUAAAAAGCACCCCGCAAUCAUGGGGAGCGGGUUCUUUGUCGACUUCCCCGAACUGUGGUCUGACAAGAAGUCCGGCUUCCAGGAAUGUGCUCAGACAGGCCAGAGUAUACGAAUGGAAAAUGAUCGCCUCUUGAUCGAGCGUUCUGGCUAUCUGGAAGAGACCUUCUUUUCAUGGUCUUGGAUUCCCAUGUACGAUAGCGCUCGACGUCUUCUUGGUUUCUACAACGCCCCCUUCGAAACCACUUACCAAAUGAUCAGUAGUCGGAGGAUGGAAACAUUGCAACGCUUGGGAGAAGCUGUCUCUACGGCAAGGUCUGUACGACAAUUUUGGAAAGCAGUCGUCAAAGGCCUGGAGACAAAUCCGUACGAUAUCAAUUUCGCCACAGUAUACGUCCUUGCAGAGACUGAAGGGAGUGACGCAGCCUCGAUCUCAUCAAAUUCAAACAUAGCAUCGAAGGACUGUGUACUCGAGGCCGCAAUCGGCGUCCCGAGCAAUCACCCUGCUGCAGCUGAACGAGUCGACCUUCAAGACGAUGCUGGAUUGGCGCCUAAGAUGCGAGCUGCUAUACAAGCGAAGGAGCCUGUACUGUUGUCCGCAAGCGAUGGGACUCUUCCAAACUUUUUGUUGGAAGGGAUAAGUUUUCGAGGGUUUGAGAUCCCAUCCAGCGAAGUUCUGAUCGUGCCACUACGUUCAACUUACGAAUACAAUGCAUCUGCGAUCCUGACGAUAGGUCUCAAUCCACGCAGGCGAUACGAUAAGGACUACCAAACAUUCAUCGCCAUGCUUAACCGCCAAUUAUCAACAUCUUUAGCCUCUGUGCUGUUCGCAGAAGACGAGGCUCGCAGGAAUCGGACUGCCGCAGAGCUCGCUGCACUUCAGCGCGAACACUUAACAGAACAAUUAGAGCUUCAAAGAGGGCGAUUACGGAGAAUGACCGAGCAUUCACCGCUUGGAAUGUUCUUGAUCAGCCCUGAUGGAGUGCUUUUGGAAGCGAACGACCGAUACUAUGAGAUGACAAAUCAUCCAACCGACUCUUAUGCUUUGUCUUUUAUGGAGACCGUGGCCGAAUCGAAUGCUUCUGUUGCCCUGGGGAUGUGGAAUCAAAUGACGAUUGAUAGAAAACCUGCGACAGGUGAUCUUUUACUUCGCCACAACUAUAACACUGAAGUUGAUGAAGCUGGAGUUCCCAUUGAGCCAUGGGUUUUGGUAUCAGCUGUUCCUGAGAUUGGCCCAGACAAUGAGCUCAGAAGCGUCAUGGGUUCGAUCACGGACAUGUCACAUUAUCACUACGCUCGACGACUACAGGAGCAGCGUCUCCGCGAAGCCGAAGAGACCAAGCGGCAGCAAAACGCGUUCAUCGAUAUCACUUCACAUGAAAUGCGAAACCCUCUCAGUGCUAUUCUCAUUUGUGCAGAAGAUAUAAAGGCUUCGCUGCAGAAGCACCAGUUCGACGGCCAGGCUGUUCAGGUCAUUGCUGAGUGUGUGGAGGCUGCCGAUACAAUCACCCUGUGUGUGCAACACCAGAAAACCAUUGUCGAUGACGUCCUUACAGUCUCGAAACUGAAUUCCAAUCUGCUUCUCAUAUCGCCACUUCCGUCGAACCCAGUGCAGGUAGUUCAGCAAGCAAUGAACAUGUUUAGUAAGGAGGUACAGUCGAAGCAGAUCGAUCUCAGCCUACACUUACACUCAUCAAUGAACGAUCUCAAUGUCCAAUGGGUCAUGCUUGAUCCUGGACGGGUUUUGCAGAUCAUGGUCAACCUCCUUACAAACGCCAUCAAGUUUACACAUCAGUCGUCGACGCGAUCGAUCUCUGUGCACAUGGGUGCAUCCUUCAGUCUGCCGAUACCGCGCACUAAAUCCUUUGAUUAUGUGCCGAGAAGGAGUCCACAGGUAGACAUUAGCGACGGCAAAGAUUGGGGAGCCGGCUCACUCAUAUACCUGCGGGUUAGAGUCACCGACACCGGCUGUGGACUCACGACUGAGGAAAAACAAAGGCUGUUCGAACGUUUUGCCCAAGCUUCCCCACGUACGCACGCGCAGUACGGUGGCAGUGGACUCGGCUUGUUCAUCUCAAGGCAACUCGCCGAGUUACACGGUGGUCAGAUCGGCGCUGCGUCUGAAGCAGGUGUUGGGAGCACUUUUGGUUUCUUUAUCCAAUGCCGAAGGACCAUCGAUCCCGGAGUCGGCAAAGAAUCAGCAUUACCGAGCACCACGGGCAUCUCCAGCUUGCCAACGUCGACUUACGAAAGAAACAGCGCAUCUGAAACUCAGCUCACUAAUCUCAGCCAAGACGUUCCAGUCGUCAUGCCAUCGCCCAUAGUUAAGCAUACGGAUGCGAAGACCAUCCACGUCCUAGUGGUGGAGGACAACCUCGUCAACCAGAAGAUACUCAAGAAGCAGCUCGAAAAGGCUGGGUGCGUGGUGGAGACUGCUGACAACGGUAUCCACGCUCUUGAAUACCUGCGCACCACGACUCUCUAUUCAAAUGGCACAAACCCGAUAUCGAUUGUGCUCAUGGACCUGGAAAUGCCCGAGAUGGGAGGCUUGGAGUGCGUGACACGUAUCAGAGAACUUCAGACUCAAGGUGCUAUUCGUCGGCAUGUGCCCGUGGUGGCUGUUACAGCGAACGUCAGGGCAGAGCAGAUACUGGUCGCAAGAAAGAGUGGCAUGGACGACAUUGUGUCGAAGCCGUUCCGGAUGGCUGAUCUGUUGGAGAAAAUCGAGGCGAUUGUGGGACAUACUUCGUCGCAACAGAAUCCUUGA